UUGAAUCUGCAUAGGUCCCCCACCGCAGACCCUUUGGCUAGUUUCGCGUUUGCCACUUUCUCUGCCUCCGACUUUGUAGCGAGAUCGGCGCGUCAGGUGCAGUAGGUCGCGGUCUGCCGAAGGUUGCGCUACUCAGGUCGUCGAUCCGUCUCUCAGCGUGCUUAAUUCAAUGUCGUCCCAGCUACGGUGGGAUGGGGCCUUAGAGGCAGCAGCCCCGUUUGCUGACGAGGAGUGCAAGCCGCAAAUUUCGUAUUUCCAAUGGCCCGACUACGUGGUGUUGGCCCUGAUGCUGCUUGUGUCGACGGGCAUCGGCAUCUUCUACGGCAUCAAGGACCGUCGGCAAAAGGCCAGCACCGACGACAUCCUCGUCGGCGGCAGAAAGAUGGCCACUUUUCCCAUGGCCAUGUCUCUUCUCGCCAGUUUUAUGUCUGCAGUGACAUUGUUGGGCAACCCUGCUGAAAUGUACAAUUACGGCACGCAAUUUGUGAUGGUCGGCAUCGCCUACAUCAUCACAACUCCCAUCACGGCCUACGUUUUCAUGCCUGUGUACCACAGACUGGGCCUCACAUCAGCCUAUGAGUACUUGGAAAUGAGGUUCAACAAGUGGGUGCGACUGAUCGGCUGCGUUAUUUUCACGCUCCAUAUGAUCACAUAUAUGCCAAUCGUCGUUUACGCACCGGCCCUGGCCUUAAAUCAGGUCACCGGUCUGAACACCUGGGCCGCGGUCAGCAUCAUCUUUGUCGUCUGCAUUUUCUACACGUCGCUAGGUGGAAUCAAAGCCGUGAUAUGGACAGACACCUUUCAGGUGUUGAUGAUGUUCGCCGGCAUGAUGGCCGUUGUCUUCAAAGGCACUGCAGACGUUGGUGGCUUCGACUUUGUCUGGCAAAAAACAGAGGAGUCUGGCCGAGCUGAAUUUUUUAACAUGAACUUUGACCCGCGCGAGAGACAUUCUUUCUGGGCGAUGACGGUCGGCGGCUCUUUUCUGUGGGUCAGCACUUAUGCGGCCAACCAGGCGCAGAUCCAGCGCUUUUUGACUGUCCGCACUGAAAAACAAGCCGUCAGAGCGAUUUGGAUUAAUUGCUUUGGCCUAGUCGCCCUUCUGCUAGUCUGUUGUUGGGGUGGCCUCGUCAUGUAUGCCUAUUAUUUUGAGUGCGACCCUCUUAUUUCAGGGAAAGUGAAAGCGUCCGACCAACUUUUGCCUCUUUUCGUUAUGGACACGAUGGGCAGUUUGCCCGGAAUGCCUGGCUUAUUCACGGCUGGAAUAUUUAGCGGCGCACUCAGCACCGUUUCAACCGGUCUUUCAGCGCUGGCUGCGAUCACCUUGAAAGAUUUUCUCGUCGGAGCCUUCAAGAUGGAACUCAAAGACUCGCGACAAGCCAGUUUGGCCAAAUGGAUUAGUUUGGUUUACGGAAUCAUCUGUUUUGGAAUCGUUUUUCUUGUUGCCCAAAUCGGCGGAGUUUUGCAAGCAGCCCUAAGUGUUCACGGAAUGGUCGGAGGACCGAUUCUUGGACUUUUCAGUCUCGGCAUUUUGAUACCUUGGGUCAACUGGAAGGGCGCUUUUACCGGCGGAAUUGUGGGUUUGAUUUUCGUCGGAUGGAUGGGCUUCGGCGCCCAAAUCGAAGCAGCAUUGGGCCACGUCAACUUUCCAAAAAAGCCACUUUCCAUCGCCGGCUGUAACUGCACCGUUGGGGAACUCCCGCCACCCUUUCCCCCAGGUUAUCCAGACAUUUUUCCGCUGUACGCGGUAUCCUACAUGUGGUAUACGCCGAUAGGAUGGUUUGUCACCACGCUGAUUGCCAUUGCGGUCAGUUGGGUGACCAAGUUCAACGACCCCAGGGAGAUGGACAAGAGGUUGUUUUCACCCGUACUGAUCGCAAUCAUGGACAAACUGCCCCUCAGCUGGCAAGAAAAAGUCAACUGGCCAAGCAAAUUGGCUAAAAAGGAGGGCCGUGAGAACGAUGGAUUUGAGUUCCAGGCUGAAAGUGAUAAAGUACAAAACUCACAGGACGAGAGGACGCAUAAAUUAUAAAGUUGUGAUAAAAUGAAAUCUUCGUACUUAAAUUUUUAUUGUGAUGAACUUUUCUGCAAAUUAUAUAUAAAAAAAAUAUAAUAAAAAAAAUAAUCAAAACUGAAUAAAAAAAUUUCCUUUCAUAUUAGCACAAAUGGAAUCUAAAUAAAAAGUUAGUUGUUUGCACAACAGAAAAGUGACGAUUAUGAUAUAGAUCUUGCACAUAUGUACAUGACCAAUUAGGCUAUUUCCGUCGCGACAUGAUUUACAUUGGAGCAUAUCCAAUUGAAUUGUUUCACGUCGCAAGCUCAUCUCUAUCGAAAGUGCAAGACUGGGCCAACGAAAAGUUAAGCGGGGCCCAGUGACAACUCUAGUAGCAGCCCAGUCCUCACACAGGCCACAAGCACCGGCGGCCCUUGUAAAUUGAUAAAGAUGGUGAUCCACCACACCCACACGACCUACCAACCCCAGCACUACGUGGUGACGUCCAGGCCUGGCCAGCCGACUUUGGAGGAGCACAUGUACUACGCGUACAGGAACAGCUUGGACAACAGCUCGUUCAUUCAGUACACGAGCCCCCGUCCGGAACACAUCCCGCCCAAGGGCCUCUCCUACCGCAUCUACAAGAGCAAACGCCGUCCCUAUACUUCCCUGUUCGCCCUUCGCUAAUUCUUCCUCUGCGAACGCAAACAGCCCUAAACGAACGAACUGCUUUGAUCAGGUCAAACAGAAGGAAAUGAUAAUAAUGUGAAUCAUAAAAUUAUGUAGUUGGGUUGAAAUUGUGGUGUCUUCAUAGAUCGCAAGUUUGGUAGGAAUAAAAAUGAAAGGUGUAAAUAAAUGGUGAAAUUUUUGCGUGCCCAAUUCAA
Messenger RNA from Neocloeon triangulifer, 2874 nucleotides. RefSeq names its product sodium-coupled monocarboxylate transporter 2-like. Gene Ontology annotation, cellular component: membrane. The transcript has 15 exons. Bases 170 to 2029 code for a protein of 619 amino acids. Lineage: Eukaryota; Metazoa; Arthropoda; Insecta; Ephemeroptera; Baetidae. Gene Ontology annotation, biological process: transmembrane transport; sodium ion transport. Gene Ontology annotation, molecular function: symporter activity. The record is from RefSeq and is a predicted model, not a curated record.